This is a messenger RNA of Pseudocercospora fijiensis CIRAD86, 762 nucleotides long. RefSeq lists its product as uncharacterized. The transcript has a single exon. Bases 1 to 762 code for a protein of 253 amino acids. NCBI's taxonomy places the organism in Eukaryota, Fungi, Ascomycota, Dothideomycetes, Mycosphaerellales, Mycosphaerellaceae. The record is from RefSeq and is a predicted model, not a curated record.
AUGUCUUCAUACUUGAGCAACCUGCUCACGCACACCACUUCCAGAUACAACUCGCUCAAGAGGACGCUCCUCUCAAGCGAAGACGACGGCGACACCGAAGAUGAUACACACGUCUGCCGCGUCCUACGAGCGUACUACAGCGAGAAAGGCCGGCCUUUCCCUCCGUGGCUACCACCAGACCCCAAUGUCAAACGCGCCAUCACACCCCAGCCUCAGCAAGGCAACUACUUGGGAGGCACAGCAGGGAAAAAUCCGUAUGGGCAUGUACAAAAUCAAGGUGGCCAUCGAGGUAGUCUGAGCGAUCUAUGGGAUCCUCCAUCUGCGCCCGCGAACAACGCUCCCAUGCAACCCACAAGCCUGCGCAAUGCGCGUCGUCCGAUGAACCAGCCUCCUGCGAACGUGAGCAGUGGUAACCUCGCUCCUCCUCAAGCUCGACCGUUACCUUCGCAAAGAGCUGGAAGCUACCAGACGCAGGGUCUGCCACAACAACAAAUGGGCAGCAGGCCUGGCAGUCGAGUAGACCCGAGCCCUCCUUCUAGUAGUGCUGGUCCUCCUGCUGCCGGAAGUGCACAAGAAAGGCUGAAAGCAAGGCUAUGGGGUGGUAAAAGUGGUGUCAGUCCACAGCCGAGUCCUGCAAUGAGCUCUGUGGGAGCACCAAACCCGUACGACCAGCCUCAGAUGGGUGCAAAUGCUCCUUGGAAUGGUGGCAGCGGAAAUCCGUAUGAUAACGGUGGCAAUGGAAGACGCUAUGGCAGACAAUGA